Arachis ipaensis is the source of this 1522-nucleotide messenger RNA. RefSeq names its product alcohol dehydrogenase-like 4. Gene Ontology annotation, cellular component: cytosol. Gene Ontology annotation, biological process: formaldehyde catabolic process. Lineage: Eukaryota; Viridiplantae; Streptophyta; Magnoliopsida; Fabales; Fabaceae. The record is from RefSeq and is a predicted model, not a curated record. Gene Ontology annotation, molecular function: zinc ion binding; alcohol dehydrogenase (NAD+) activity; S-(hydroxymethyl)glutathione dehydrogenase [NAD(P)+] activity.
AAAUAUAGAAAAACUUGAAGAAAUUAAAUUGAAGAAAAUCAUCUCCUUUUAAGAAAGAAAAGUAAAAAUGGCAGGUCCAGAGGUUGAUGCAAAUGGGAAUGGCUCAUUGAAGUUGAAGCCAAGUGAGAGCAGAGGAAAGAACAUCCAAUGCAGAGCUGCGGUGGCUUAUGGUCCUGGAGAACCCUUUGUGGUGGAACAAGUUAUUGUUCAUCCUCCUCAGAAAAUGGAGGUUCGGAUCAAGAUCCUCUACACUUCAAUAUGUCAUACCGAUCUAGCAUGUUGGAAAGCUGAGAAUGAAGCUCAGCGCGCUUUUCCUCGGAUUUUUGGCCAUGAAGCUUCCGGGGUUGUGGAGAGUGUGGGAGAAGGAGUAACAGACAUAAGAGAAGGGGACAUAGUGGUGCCAAUAUUCAACGGAGAAUGUGGAGAAUGCUGUUACUGCAAGAGUUCCGUAACAAACAUGUGUGAGAGGUUUGGCGUGAACCCAAUGAAGAAGGUUAUGGAAAGUGAUGGAAAAAGCAGGUUCACAACGGUUCAAGGAAAACCCAUUUACCAUUUCUUGAACACAUCAACUUUUGCUGAGUACACCGUCGUUGACUCUGCUUGUGUGGUCAACAUCAACCCUCAACUCGCUCCAACCCUCAAACAACUUACCCUCAUCAGUUGCGGUGUCUCCACCGGAGUUGGAGCUGCUUGGAACAGUGCAAAUGUGCAUGCUGACUCCACUGUUGCAGUUUUUGGCUUAGGUGCUGUGGGGCUUGCUGUUGCAGAAGGGGCACGAGCUAGGGGUGCAUCAAAAAUAAUAGGUGUGGACAUUAAUCCAGACAAAUUCAUCAAAGCCCAAGCUAUGGGAGUCACCGAUUUCAUAAAUCCAAGAGAUGAAGAGAAACCAGUGAAUGAGAGAAUCAAGGAAAUGACCGGAGGAGGUGUAGAUUACAGUUUUGAAUGUGCUGGCAACUUGGACGUUCUAAGGGAAGCCUUCUUGUCUGCCCACGAGGGUUGGGGAUUGACUGUAGUACUCGGAAUUCACUCAAAACCAGAAUUGCUUCCAAUUCACCCAAUGGAGCUGUUCAAUGGUCGCAGAAUGAUAGGAUCAGUUUUUGGAGGUUUCAAAGGGAAAACCCAGUUGCCUCAUUUUGCCAAUGAAUGCAUGCAUGGAGUGGUGAAUCUAAACAAGUUCAUCACACACGAGCUUCCAUUUGAUGAGAUUAACAAAGCCUUUGAUCUUCUGAUUGCUGGAAAAUCACUGAGAUGUAUCCUACACCUCUAAAAGAAGUUCCCCUUUUGAGUGAUUUUGAUAAUUAAGAUGAAUCACUGUCCCACUAGUGUCCCUCAUGCUUAUUAUGAUGAUCUGAGUCAUCAAUAAGAGUACAGUAUAUUUUACCAUUCAAAGAGUCUGUAACACCUAUAGAUAAAAUAUGAAUAUGUGAAGAGAGGAGUUGUGCUUCUGAAUUUUAAACUGCAUUAUCUCACUGUAUGGAUGAAGUGUGCUGCAAUCAAGAAAGAAACAUGUUUUUGUGUGCCA